Molecule: messenger RNA, 3512 nt
Organism: Danio rerio (zebrafish)
Lineage: Eukaryota; Metazoa; Chordata; Actinopteri; Cypriniformes; Danionidae
Source: RefSeq, a predicted model, not a curated record
CCCAACCAGGAAGCAAAAUCCAACAUUAUCCUCGAGUCCAGGCGGACAAAAACGUGAAAAAAGAUGAACAGUGCAGCUGAGAUGUUGUCUAGAUUAUGAUUUCUGCUAAGAUAAAAACGUUAUUGACGCCAUCAUCCUAACGUUCAGUUUGGCGCGAAAGCCGCAACGUUUACAAUGCUUUAUACAUAAAAACCGCCACCAGGAUAACAGGAGAGGUUUGCAAUGUCGUCGGACAGGUGGACGUGGAGUUUGACGGGAGCGACAGUAGCCGGGGUUUCAGCGCUGUAUGUCGGUUGUGCUCCGCGCGCUGUGCCCGGUGGAGACUCAGGAGAGCUGAUCACUGCUGCUUGUGAGCUGGGGGUGGCUCAUCCUCCAGGAUAUCCUCUCUUCACCAUGAUGUCUUCUCUGAUGCUCUCCCUGCUGCCUCUUAGCUCUCCGGCACACAGUAUCAAUGUGCUGUGUGCUGUGUUUGGGGCCGGGGCGAGUGGAGCCCUCUGCUUCACCGUCUGCAGGGUGGCAGAGCCUGGUCCAGGGGCCGUCCUGGCUGGUGGAGUGUUUGCAGUGUCCAGGCUGGUGUGGCAGUGGUCAGUCGUGGCUGAAGUCUUUUCACUUAACAACUUGUUUGUGGGUGUCCUCUUCUCCCUUUCAGCCUGUUUCCACUGUGCAGAUACUGUUCAGCAGAAGAAGAAGUUUGCACUAUGGGGGGCGCUGUUCUGUGGGCUGAGCCUGUGUAAUCAGCACACACUAGUUCUGUAUGUUGUCGUCAUAAUUCCCUGGGCCCUACUGCAUCUCUAUACACAUAAUGGUUUGUCCUUCUUUGAUCUGGUGUCCUUGGGGACGUGUUUUCUAGCUGGCUUUGUGCCCUACAUGUACCUGCCAGUUUCCUCCUACCUCAACAGAGCUCGCUGGAGCUGGGGAGACCAGACGUCUGUCCACGGCCUCCUCACACACCUGCUCAGAGCUGAAUACGGCACCUUCAGCCUGGCAAAAACAAACGAAAGCCUGAACCUCCUAGAGAUGUUACGGGCUCAGUGGAAUCACUGUGUGAAUGAUUUGACUGUUCCGGUUCUAGCUCUGGCACUUCUAGGCAUGCUACUGUCUUUGAGGAGCAGACUGCGCUGUAUUUUUGUCUGCUUGAUUGUCACCAUGGUAAGCAUCUACUCUGUGUUCUUUGCCUGGAGAGCAAACCUGAACAUCGAGAAGCCUCUUCUACUGGGAGUGGUGGAGCGCUUCUGGCUGCAGGCGGAUGCAGGCGUGUGUGUUCUGGCUGGUCUGGGACUGAGUUGGCUUGUGUGUUGUUUGACUGGUCAUCUAGGCAAAGGGACGGUGUGGAACACAGGAGCCUGGAUACUCACUGCAGGCCUCAUAUCACACAUGAUCAGCUUAAACCACAGGGACUGUGAUCAGAGCAGUAAUGACGUGGUGGACAGGUUUUCCCGUGAGGUGGUGUUGUCUCUGCCGCAGGGCUCUCUGGUUCUGACUCGCGGUGAUUUACCAGGAAACACACUGCGCUACCAGCACUACUGCCAGAGUCUCCGGCCAGACCUCAGCCUCGUCGACCAGGAGAUGAUGACGUACAACUGGUAUGUGGCAAAACUCCAGAGGCAUCUACCAGGAGUGACAUUUCCUGGCCACCGGUGGGAUCCAGUCAAUGCAGUGGAAAAGAAAACAUUCAGCAUCGAGCAGUUUCUCAAGCGUAAUUUGCACAGGCCAGUGUUUGUAUGUAUUGGUCUCACUGAGGGUGACCCCAGCUGGGAGGGGAGUUUCUCUCGUUGGCCCUGGGGCGUCUGUGAGCAGCUGUUACCUGUCAAGACCCCAUUUGACCCAAAGAAGUGGGCCCAAAAAACACACAACCUUUACAACUGGAGUGAGCCACACGACAGCUUCCAUCCUGGGUCUUGGGAGAGAGUUGCCAACGAGGAGAUGUGGCAGGCCAGGAUGAAGACAGCCUUUUUCCUGUUUGACCUUGCUGAGAAUGCGGAGAAAGAACAGCAGGGUCGCCUUUACGAGAUUUCCUACAAACUUUAUUGUCAAAUUGUGGAUUCCCAGGUAGACUACCCUGCAAACUGGGAUAAGAACCUGGCUCUUGCUGCAGAACGUCUACUUCAAUCAGGGGGCAGAGGUUAUGGUCUAGAUUCACUUAUGAGUCGCAGCAUCCGCCACUUCAGCCGCUACCUUAAGAGAGAACCCAGCGAUCCUCAGAGCAAGGCCAUCCGCUCCAUCAUCACACACCUCAGGAAAGAGCGGGAAAAAUUCAGAGACAGACAGAAAGCUUGAGGAAGAAAGUCACAGAAUUGUCUGAAACAACGCUUAGGUGUAGAUGGCGUGAAAAGGUAAGAGGGAGGGAAAUUAAUAUAAAGAGAGCAUCAAAGCACAAAUGGCGACAAACAUUGUUUUGUAUUAAAAAGCCCAGAAAAAUUCAACAGCAGGCCAUGGUCUUUGGAAAUAUGUGCAUCAGCCUACUUUCAUGUAAAAAUAAGUUACUCUGUGUACAUUCCGUUGCACCUUUCAGAUGAAAAAUCAACUAAAUGGCAAAUUAUUAAAUUAGAUCAAAUUAGAUCAAAUUAUGCAAAUCUAAGAAACGUUACUUAGGUAUGUUUUGUUGUAGGUUUCAGAUACAUGUCGUUCUUGCGUGUAUAUUUACACGAGAAGGUGCGCCCUCUAGCAAAACCACUGACCUAAACCCUUGGCUAUACCUAAUCAAUAUAGUUUACAAAAGCAAACGUAAGAAAAAAUGUGCACAUUACUUUUACAUCUUUGUGGAAUCUUGUUCUUAUGUACAGAGUGAGCUACUGAGCAAACUGACCACGCUAGAAACAUUUCCGAUAUACAGGGAAAAUGUGAGGUAAACAUAUUCGAUUUCCAAUCAUAGACAUCUUUAAGUUUUGUUGUAUAUUUUUGGUGUUGUGCAAAGAACUGCACAAAAAUAGUUCAUUCAUUGAUAAUGUGUCUCUUUAAAUAUCAUUUGUGGGAAAAGGAACAAAAGCUGUUACCAUCGUAGUUGAGCCCCAUAGCAGUCAUUUUACCUAGAACAUUCAGCAAAUGUAUUUUUCAGUGAGCCCAUAUUAAACAUGCUUGUUUUUCUGCGGGGAUCUGGGAUCUGACAUCAGCGGUUAAUUUAGUUAUUAAUAUAUUUAGGUUAUAUUAAAUUGCAGAAAUGAUUUUUAACGUGCUAAAUUCAAACACUUAAGACUAGGGAUGUCCAGAUCCGAUUACGUGAUCGGAAAUCGGGCCUGAUCUCUCAGUUUUAGACUCGAUCAGAAUGGGACAAUACCUCUCGAUCAGGACUCGAAUAUGUAUUGUGGCGAGUGAAGCGGGGCCGAGAGCUGUGGGGGUGUACGAGGCGGGUGGCAUUUGGGAGAUAUUCAGAGACACCCGAGGGCAUCACCUGCUUCGAGUCUCAUGGAGGAGCCCUAAAGAGACGCCAGUGCUAGACGAGACAGGACGUUUUAUGUUUUGCUUUUGGUUUUUAAGUUUGUUUUAUUUUUUCCUUAUUAAAUCAUUUAAAAGUU